AUGUCGACAGCAACUUCCAACCAAGUGUCGAAUAUAGAUCGAGACCUGGCUAUUGCUCUGGCGGAGGAGAACUUUGACGACCCUUUCUUAAACCAGCUUUCUGGCCCUGAUCAUCUGGACUCAAUAUCUGGACUACAUCAGACACCGGGCUAUUUUUCUGCAUCUCCGAACUAUCCCAGCUCUUAUCAACAGAACCAACCGGGCUCUUCCGUAAAUCCGAGUGACCUAACAUCUCCAUCAUCCCAGUUGGACUUCUUGAGCUCUACAGAUCAGACUGAGAACGGGCUGAGCGAUUUCACGCGUUUUACGUCGCCCGAAUUCGACACCUCUUUCUUUCCUGCUACUGACUCUCGCUUGAAGUCAGAACUGGUCGACGAUAGCAACGUUUUCUGGGUUAACCCUCAUGAUAUCGACAAGAAAUCACCCGGAGGAACUACCUAUACUCCGCAGAAAAGAUAUGCUGGGGCUGGAACAGGCGCUUCGCAGUUACUGAGCCCUGUGCCAACCAAUACGCCGAGCCCCAUCAUUAACCCACAGUUCGACCAGCGCGGACAACACUCGGCCAACGAUCACACGGCUACUUCCCCUCUGUCAAUGACCGGCGACCGGCAACCCCGGGCUGGCGCCGUGCCCGCUAAUAAUCCCCCGACGCUCAUUACCCCCAAUAACGGUACUAACUCGCAAAUGGCAAAUAAUUUGGGCAACAUGGAUCACCAGGCAAGCCCCAUUGUAAAAGUGUCGAGCUUCUCCCGCGGCGAUUCGCCUUCGAGGGCUGGUAACCAGCUAGAUGGCUUGAAGGGCCGUCAAACCACAUUAGACUCUGGCCACCUUUCUCCGGCAAGAGAGACCCGAGAAACCUUUUUUGAUAGCGACGAUGAUGACGAGGAAGAUAAUGGCGAUCAGCAAAAGAAGCCCUUCUCGAUUCCCCCUCCUGCAAGACGGCUCGAUGACGGCAGUUGGUCCCGAAAUCCCACUACCGGACAAGGUGGAUUGGACCCGGCGGCAAGAGAAGAUGUUUACGUCCCGAAUCUAAAAGAAAUAGCUGCGCAGCGAGAGAGGGACGAGCGGAAUGCUGAGGUUGCACAGUGGCUGACACAUAGCGACGCAAAUAGCGAAGUUGAAGAUAAUAAGCUUUUCAGCUUCCGGUCUCGACGCAAAAACAAGUCUGAGAAGAACAAACGGCGAGCCAAGAGUGCCGGUGACCCGUUCCUGGGCGUCCAAGACGGUUUCAGUUCCAGAUUUGCAUAUCAACCGUUUGAUGAUUCAGCGAUUCCAGGCCCAGGAGUGCUUAUCGAUGAGGAGAGUGGUAUGGAGGACGACGAAGACGAAUCUUCGGCAGCAUCAUCCAGCGGGCCCGAAUCACCGCCUGCCAGUGUCCAUCCCGAUUUGGUGGAUGACGAUGAAUAUAAUGCUCCUACAACUAUCCCCGAUGCCGAGCUCGAGCCCUUACCAUCUCAAUUCAUUCGUGCUCGACCAUGGCAAGAUUCUAUACGGAAUACCCGCGCCGGGACCUCGAAGUUCCAGCCAACAACCUCCAAUGCUGCCAUCAUGCGCUUUUUGAAACGCGCCGACAGCACAGAUACCGCUUCACGCGCUGCUACUUGGGGGACACGCGGUCCAAGUGAAUGCGACGUUGAGAGCAUCAUUGGCCCGAACGGUCGGUUUAGCACUAUCCGAAUUAGCGAAAAGAAAAAGGACAAGCCUAUGAGAAGGAACAGCCUGCUUGAGCACGCUAGGGGUUUAUUGCCAAAACGAAGCAAUAGCAGCUCAAAACGAAAACACCAAAUGGAUCUAAACCUACAUCCACAACGGAGCCUAACACCAGAGCAGCCGCCAACGUCUUCGUCUGAUGGCGCUGCACAAAGUACUCACUCUCUUGUACCUCAGCGCAAACCUAGCUUUAAUAAAGGUAAUAAACACCACACGGGCGGCGCCAUACUUGCCAUGACUGGACAGAUGGCUACCGUUGGCCGCACCGGCGGUGUUGGCGUUCCAUCCCCAGCCGCACCAUCUUCUACUACGCCCUGGGGCCAUAUGAGACGACGAAGCCGCAGCAAAAGCGACCUCACAAACCGUGAAGGCCCAGGAGGAUUGCUCGACCUCAUCGGCACCCAUGGAGGACCACCGAUCCCUACAUUAGCGUCCCCAAAGCAAGAGAAGGGACCAAGUGCCAGCCCUAUACCUUCAAAGUCCCCUCAGGACAGACAUGAUGAUAACGACCUUGAUGCCGAUGACGACGAGGAUGAUAUGGGACAUGAGAACGGGGUUACAAUGGAUUUUGCGAUUCGGGCGGAUCCAAUUGUACCAACUCUUGAGGGAUUCAAAACGCACGUUAGACAACUAAACCCUCGACUACAACCAGCUUUAAUUGAGCGGAUUGCCCAGGAGCAAGUGCGGCGGUAUAAGAGAUUGGUAGAGCUCAGACUGAAACACACGCAAAAUGUUAAUAAGAAUAGCUGCAGUGCGGGCAAACACUGCUUUGCACAAGGAGGCGAAGCCAUCAUGUUACCACCGCGAACCAGUCCCAAAGACCCCGAGUCUACUUACGCUCAGUUCCAAGUUCCCGGCACCGCAGUCACGCCCGAAGAUCUGGCUAGCUUUGGUGAAGGUGCCAUUACACCAGCUCUAUUCCCACCAGGCGUUCCUCUACCACCUGUCCGACGCCUUCCAGCCGAGUUUGAAUGUUCAUUGUGCUUUAAAGUAAGGAAGUUUUUGAAACCUUCCGAUUGGACAAAACAUGUCCACGAGGAUGUCCAGCCUUUUACUUGCACGUUCCCGGACUGUACAGAACCGAAGUCAUUCAAGCGCAAAGCCGACUGGGUGAGACAUGAAAGUGAGCGACAUCGACACCUUGAGUGGUGGACAUGCAACAUGCCAGACUGCUCCCACACGUGUUUCCGCAAGGAUAACUUUGUGCAGCAUCUCGUUCGAGAGCAUAAGAUGCCCGAACCCAAGGUGAAGGCAACAAAAACGAGGGGCAAAGCCCAAGCACAAGAUGGCACCGCUGAGAUCCAGGAUGCAGCAUCCCAUGCACAAGCUGUCGAGCAAGUAUGGAAAUUAGUCGAGGUAUGCCGUCAGGUUACGACUAAACAACCAACUGACGAGGCAUGCCGGUUCUGCGGCAAUGUGUGCAAUAGCUGGAAGAAAUUAACAGUUCACAUGGCUAAGCAUAUGGAGCAGAUUGCAAUGCCUGUCCUGGAACUGGUUAAUGAGAAAACUUCUACUGGAGGCGGCAUUAGCCCUUUGGCCCAGGGAGUGAUGACACCGCAAUCUCAAACCAACAUGCGGACUCCAACUAGCCACACAAACCACAGUGUAGAACCUAGCCAUACUACUCGUGUUCAGAAGCCUAUAACCUAUGGGACCAGCGCACUUCUCACCGAGGCCUUUGGGCUUCCUCGCGAGCCAGUGCCUAAGGAGGUCCCCCAGCAACAAGCCCCUGAAUAUGCGGCCUUGUCGCGAGCCAAUCUGAAGCAACAGCAGUAUGCCGUCGGACGAUCUUUCACUUUGUCCCCAUACCUCCAAGCCCAGCAACAAUACCAUCAACACCAGAGUCACAACCAUAAACAGUACACCAACCAUCUCAACUCCGCUUCUUAUCCCCCAGCGUUCUCAACAAUGCCACCAGACCAACAGACUAUCAACGGUCUUCCAAUGCUCCAACCUCUCGCGGAACAAGGAGAACCUGGAUUACCUGGUAACGACAUGUACGGCAACAUGGGUAUUUCUACAGGUGCACCCAUGAUAGAUACCAAGUUUGACGGGGAGCAGAUAUUUGCCUCUCCGGUGGAUAACGGGAACUACAUGUACCCUGCAAAUCAGGAGACUAUGGAAUAUAGCAUGAGCGGUGAAGGGAUGGGCUAUUCGCUCAUGACCACACCGAUGGACGGGUCAACGGCUGUACACGGUGGAUACAUGCCGAACCCACAAUAUAACCAUGAACAUCAGUGA
Arthroderma uncinatum is the source of this 3951-nucleotide messenger RNA. RefSeq lists its product as uncharacterized. The record is from RefSeq and is a predicted model, not a curated record. NCBI's taxonomy places the organism in Eukaryota, Fungi, Ascomycota, Eurotiomycetes, Onygenales, Arthrodermataceae. Bases 1 to 3951 code for a protein of 1316 amino acids. The transcript has 2 exons.